Staurois parvus is the source of this 293-nucleotide messenger RNA. The record is from the annotation of a GenBank genome assembly. NCBI's taxonomy places the organism in Eukaryota, Metazoa, Chordata, Amphibia, Anura, Ranidae.
UAGAAAUACUCUUCCUUUGCAUUUGGUGUGGUCCUACACAGGGGCGGACUGACCAUUUGGAAACUCGGGCACUGCCCGAGGGCCCGGGGUCAGUAGGGGGCCCAUGAGAUGCCCCUGGUACCUUUUUCAUAGGCUUUUUUGAGUUUGGGCAAGGACACAGGGGCCCCAUGAUCCCCUAUUGCCCGGGGCCCCAUGAGUUGUCAGUCCGCCCCUGUCCGCCCCUGGUUAGUGCUGCCCCUCAGUGCCCAUCAGUGCCACCUAUCAGUGCCCAUCAGUGCCGCCUAUCAGUGCCC